CGUUGCUGCACUUCCCGUUGGAUAUGAGCGUGUUGGUCGCAGAACUAUACGUUAUGGUACAGAAGAUUAAAUAAGACACCGGUGGCCCAGAAAGAUCCUGGAGGUGGCCAUGAUGUGGAGAAGCAUUGUAUUGGUUUGGGCAAUCAACCUGUGUCUCUCUGACAGUAGGAUUGAAGAUCCCAAACAGACUGCAGUGACAUUUCUUGGGAUUGAUGGGAACAGUAGUAAGGAGCAGUGCAGACAGCAGUGUAAGGCAUUCAUAACAUCAGAUCUUUCCUGUAAUUGGUCGUUAGUAUUCCAAGGCCAAUGUGUCCUCCUGCAUUGUCACAACCACAAACUGUGUCGUAAGGCUGCUGCCGGAUGGGUUGUAGAGAGUCUGUCUGAUGUGAUCACUGUUAGAAAGAGAAGAAAACGCAGAGAUGUCAUUUCAGUGCAGAUGAGAAGUUUUGCUGAUAAGAAACAUCAUAUGAAUAAGAGAGAGACAAGAAUCUCAGGAAAUUAUAUAGAAAAUACAGUGACAUCAGUGACAAAACCAUCAGUAGAGUUAGAUAUUGAAACUACCUGGAGCACAAAACCAGCUGACACUACCACAUCUGCCAUCUUGUCAAGCACUAAAACCACCACACCUGAGAGUACAACAUCUAGCACACUCCUAGUAUCAGCCAAGACAAGCACAGCAAACCCAUUAGACGUACAAGCAGUAAUGUCAAUGGCACCAUUGUUUCCUGAGAAUGUUUCUGAAGUAAUAAAAAAACAGACAAGCUCCAUUACAGAGUCUACAACUGUCCGAACUACACAGACAGUAGAGAUAACUACUGCAGCACUAAUUGAAAACAAAACACUUAUGUCAACAAGAGAAUCAAAAAUAGCUACAACAAUAAUAGCCAAACCAACAACCACCAAAACACAAGAAAACACCCCAGAGAAAACAACUGGUAUUGCAGUUAUGAUAGACCCAACAACAACUGCACCAACCAAUGCAGAGCCAACGACACAUGUGUCCAGCACCACAGAUCCAACAACACCUGUGCCAACCACUGUAGAAGCAACUGCAGUGCCAACAAUGUUUGUGCCAACUACCAGAAUAACCUCACCUUCUAUAACAACCAGCCCAGAGCCAAAAACAGCUCUGAUAACAUCUGCGGAAACUACACCAAAGACAACACUAAAUAACAGUGCAGAAGCAAUGGCUAUUAAUACAACAAUAUCCGCUACAAGCAAUGCUAAAGAGAAGUCUCCUGUUACAAGUACUGUAAGGGAGUUGUUAACAGAUGCUACAAACCAUAGAACUGAUGGCAAACCUUUAGGUUCCACCUCAGCACUAACAUUUCCAAUCACUCCUUCCUUGCCAAUGUCUUCAGCUGCUAUAACAAAAGUAACAAAGUUCCCAAAGACUAAAGAACACAACUCUACAUCUAAUCCAGUACCUGACCAGUCUAAAUCCACCCUCCCCAACAUUGUAACCACGGAGGAAAUAACCCAAUCUUCCAUGACAAGCACUGAGUCUACCACUCAAGCUCCAGACCAAAAUAAGAAUAAGGGUGGCUUCCUUACUGUGGCAGAGGGGGUGACUAAGCACAUCCGGGACAAAAGCAUUCUAUUAGCUGUACUUUUGUUAGGGAACCUAUUUUUUUUGGCAGUCAUAGUGUUAUUUGCCAUUCAAGCAUAUGAAAGUUAUCAGAAAAAAGAUUACACCCAAGUAGAUUAUUUAAUAAAUGGAAUGUAUGCCGAUUCUGAAAUAUGAAGGACACUUUUAGUUUCUAGAUUCCAUUCAGUGCUAAUUGAAGAUACUUUUUAAUUUGUCAAUGUGCAUCAACACUUUUAAGGAAAGAACUCUGUUGGGAGCAAAGCACUUUACUUCUCAGGUUGCAAUAUGUUGCUCUGCAGAGGAUUACUGAGGAAUCUCUUCAGCCAUCAAGCCUGAGAUUACCAUGGUCUAAAUGUUUACACCACAAUCAUACAAGGCUAAAAUACAAUGUAGCUUCAAUCACAUUUGGUGCUGCUUCUUCUAGAGUAAUAGACAUCAGCCAUGUGUUUCAUAGUGUUGAUGUAAACUAAUCUUACAACGUCCAAAUGCAAUCAGACACCAACCAAACAUACUCACAAUGCUUCCUGUUUUCAGAACAAAUCAUACUGGAUUUUUUUUUCCUCUGGGAUAUUUUUUGACCAUGUAUUUUGCUUAUAUACCUUCACAUUGCUGCAGAUCCACUCAAUGGGGUAGAUUUAUCAAGCAGCGGAUGCUGCAAUCUACUCCCCUAGUUUCAGGUUCCUCUGAAACUGAAGUUAAGAAGCAGCGGUCUUAAGACCUCUGCUCCUUAACUCGUCCACCACCUCUGAGGUGGCGGACAGCAAUCAUUCCGAUCGGGAUGAUUGACACCCCCUGCUAGCGGCCAAUUGGCCGUGAAUGUGCGGGGGCUGCAUUGCAAAAGCAUUCCACGAGAAAUGCUGGUGCAUGUGGCGGAUAUGAUCCGCUACCUCGGAUCAUAUCCGGAUCAUGUCUGCCCGCAUAAUGAUAAAUCGGCCUCAAUGAAUGUGACCAUAAGUAUGCCAUUUUCUUCAUGGUGUUUGUGUUGCUUGCUGUUUUGUGGACAUGUGAGAGAUAGAGAUAUUUCAUGAUUAUGGUAAUUACAUUUCAUUAGAUGGCUUUUCUUUUAGUUUAUCAGAAUCUAAUUCUCCUUUUGUCUACUUAUUAAGCCACCAGAGUCCACCUUGAGAUCUACACAAAAACCACUGUCCACUUUCACCAACGUCCUGCAAAAUAAAACAUUUCAGUCUAUGUCGGCUUUGCUUGCAUUGUGGAUUAACAUUUCCAUUUACCGUACAAACUAAAGAUCCUCCUAAGAAGCUUGGAUAUGUUAAUGUGCCAAAUCCUCUGAAAUGUUUGUUCCUUCCUCAUUAACAUAGAACUUCCUCUGCAGCAGGUUGCUAUCGAUUUAUUUAAGGUUUAAGAAAUAUGUAUUUUAACUUGCAGUAGAAUUGCAUAUAUUGAGAGCUUCCGAAGUGGUGUGAUACAAAGAAAACAUUGCACUAUGCUUUAUGGCUGAUUAACUUGCUACACGUUAUUAUAUGCUGGUACUAUAUAUUUUUUAAUGAACAUUUUUUUCCUUUUAAUUUA
This is a messenger RNA of Bombina bombina (fire-bellied toad), 3115 nucleotides long. RefSeq lists its product as uncharacterized. NCBI's taxonomy places the organism in Eukaryota, Metazoa, Chordata, Amphibia, Anura, Bombinatoridae. The coding region runs from base 110 to 1744 and encodes 544 amino acids. The transcript has 4 exons. The record is from RefSeq and is a predicted model, not a curated record.